Messenger RNA from Xenopus laevis (African clawed frog), 2641 nucleotides. It is a transcript of the gene slc1a6.S, whose product is annotated as solute carrier family 1 (high affinity aspartate/glutamate transporter), member 6 S homeolog. The record is from RefSeq and is a predicted model, not a curated record. The transcript has 11 exons. NCBI's taxonomy places the organism in Eukaryota, Metazoa, Chordata, Amphibia, Anura, Pipidae. Gene Ontology annotation, cellular component: membrane; plasma membrane. Gene Ontology annotation, biological process: L-glutamate transmembrane transport; neutral amino acid transport. Gene Ontology annotation, molecular function: L-glutamate transmembrane transporter activity; glutamate:sodium symporter activity; neutral L-amino acid transmembrane transporter activity. Bases 235 to 1929 code for a protein of 564 amino acids.
GAACUGCAAUAUGCAAUACGUAAAAUUUGAUGUUAAAAGGGUUAAUGAGUUACCACCCACCCAGAGUCACUCCCCUUCUUGUACACUUCAAUCAACACAGCACUGCCUUUCUGUGUGUCCAUAUGGUCACAGCUUCACAUGCCCUCUCUGGAAACUCACAGAUUUCUCCAGUAGCAAGAGCAUCGGUGAUCAACAAAAAGCCUUUAGUUUCUCUUUGCCGAAACACCCAAAAUAAUGAGUGAGAAGGAUGGCAAUGCAGACAGCCUCUUUCUGAACGAGGACUCGGCCAAGGAAUUAAGCCAAGAAGAUUGUGUGAACAACUGGCAACAUGCUAUGAGGAAAAGAGCAUCGCGUACAGGCAAGCACAUUCAGGAAAUGACCUGGAAAAAAUUCUGGAGAUUCCUCCGACGCAAUGCCUUUGUGAUCCUCACCAUUGCUGCAGUGAUUCUGGGUAUUGGGUUGGCCUUUGCAUUGCGACCUUACAAAAUGUCCUAUCGUCAGAUAAAAUACUUUUCCUUCCCUGGUGAGCUGCUGAUGCGGAUGCUGCAGAUGCUGGUCCUGCCCCUGAUUGUGUCCAGCCUGGUGACAGGAAUGGCAUCUCUGGACAGCAAGGCAUCAGGCAAGAUGGGCAUGCGAGCAGUGGUAUAUUAUACUGUAACCACAUUCAUCGCUGUCUUUAUUGGCAUAGUCAUGGUGAUCAUUAUCCAUCCGGGCAAAGGCACCAAAGAGAAUCUAAAAUCUGAGGGAAAAAUUGAGAGAGUUCAGGCAACAGAUGCUAUUCUAGACCUAAUCAGGAAUAUGUUCCCUCCCAAUUUAGUGGAAGCUUGUUUUAAACAGUACAAAACCCAGUACAGUACAAGAGUGUCCAAGGUACCAGUGUCCAUAGAUCAGAAUUAUACCGUGGCUGCAGAACAGCUGAAUAUCAGCAGUAUUUUGGAAAAUGUGACUCAAGCAAUGGGAACAUUAUACAAGAUGGUGGAAUUGGAGGAAGUGGUGCCAGUUGCUGGAUACGCAGGAGGUGUGAAUGCACUGGGUCUUGUGGUCUUCUCCAUGUGCUUUGGGCUGGUGAUUGGGAACAUGAAGGAGCAAGGAAGAGCUCUCAAAGAAUUUUUUGACUGUCUCAAUGAGGCCAUAAUGAGGCUUGUAGCAAUUAUAAUAUGGUAUGCACCGGUUGGUAUUAUGUUCCUGAUUUCUGGGAAGAUUUUGGAGAUGGAUGAUCUGUUGGUAAUGGGAGGCCAGCUAGGCAUGUAUACAAUUACUGUCAUUAUAGGACUUCUUAUACAUGCAUUAGUGGUGCUCCCUCUGCUGUUUUUCAUUGUCACCCGAAGAAACCCAUGGCCAUUUAUUGGUGGACUACUCCAGGCUCUUAUAACUGCACUAGGGACAUCUUCAAGCUCUGCAACACUUCCCAUCACAUUUAAAUGUCUGGAGGAGAACAAUGGUGUGGACAAACGAGUUACCAGGUUUGUGCUGCCCGUGGGUGCCACAAUUAACAUGGAUGGAACGGCACUAUAUGAGGCAUUGGCUGCCAUUUUCAUUGCACAAGUCAACAACUAUGAGCUAAAUUUUGGACAGAUCCUCACUAUCAGUAUUACAGCUACUGCAGCCAGUAUUGGAGCCGCCGGCAUCCCUCAGGCUGGACUGGUUACCAUGGUGAUUGUCCUGACAUCAGUGGGACUCCCCACAGAGGAUAUCACUCUUAUUAUUGCAGUGGAUUGGUUUCUAGACCGUCUCAGGACAACAACCAAUGUGCUUGGAGACUCUCUAGGGGCCGGUAUUAUUGAGCAUCUCUCCAGACAUGAACUGAAGCAGCAUGAUGCUGAGAUUGGCAACUCUGUUCUAGAGGAGUGUGAGAAACCAUACCAGCUCAUCUGUGCUGAAAAUGACAUCCAGAACCAGAAGCACCCCAACUGUGAGACAUCCAUGUGAAGACAUGUCCUAUUAUUGGUCUCUGCUAUACACUGACAGUGCAUUCUUACCUUUUGUACAUGACAUCUGAAUCAGUCUAUCCAUGCACUAUUUGACUUUUUUUGGAGGAAUCUCUUUAUAAAAAGAGGAUUAAAAUUUGACAGUGGGGGAGUUUGGAUAUUUAACAAAUAUCUACAUGGGCAAUAGUAAAAAAAGGACAAGGGUGAUACAAUUGUUUAAUUCAUUGCAAUUAGUAGUCACCAAGGUAUGAAAUUACUCUCCCUAUUAGAAAAUGUGCACAACAUGCCCAUUUGUAUAACUAGAGAUACAGCAAAUAAGUACCAAAAGAGGUUUCAUCAUAAUAUAGUACAUAAAGUAUAAUUUGCAAUCAUACAUUGAAAAUCUUCACCGAGGUGUUAAGCUCUCUCUACUGUGUGUUGAUUUUUUAUAAUUGAAUAUCCCAAGCAUUGAAUAUUUUCUGUGUAUGGAGAAAUGGUUUUUGGCAGAUCCAUCUGUGUUGACCAAUCAUGUAAAUUACUUUUCAACCAAUCUCUGACCCAUAAAAAAAAAUUUCUGACAGGAAAUUGUUGCGCGAUCAUGGAAGAGUCAAUAAUAGUAAAUAAUGUAUUUAUUACAUAUGGGGCCUUUCACUAAAAUAGAGAUGUAAUACAAAUGCCUAUUUUAGUUCCUGUCGUCUGAGAUCACAGUACAUUACCACACGUAGUGGCAAAAA